GCGCGUUGCACUGAACCUCUGGUUAUCGAACUUAUCACUUCUCUUCGAGUCAAAUCAGCCUACAGCGCAGCUAUUAUCACCAUGUUCGCCUCCAAGUCGACCCUGUUCUUUUCCUUCCUGGCUCUCUGCAACUUUGUUGCUGCGGAGACGCCUGGCUGUUUGCUGUCUGCUGUCGGCAAUCAGUCCGACCCUUCUGAUCUGGCCAGCCUCUGCGGACCCCAAUCUGGAAAGCUCCAGACCCUGAUCACCAAAAAGUGCGACGAUACUGCCCAAGUCGCGAUGCAGGCUUAUUCUAGCAUUUGCUCUUCCGCGGGACACAAAGUCGUCAUCACUUCCUCCAAGGCCGAGUCUACGACCGAAUCUAAGACCGCUUCUGCAUCUGGCACCGGAGCCGCUAGCACUGGCUUUGUUACGAAGACUUCCAGUGCCACCGCUACUGGCUCUUCCACCUCUCAGUCUGGCUCCAGCUCUACUUCCUCCAGCUCUACUUCUUCCGGCACUUCCUCGUCUGGUUCUAGCUCUCCCGUGGCCAGUGGUGCGGCGUCCGCUAGCGAAGUUGGCUCUGCCGCUUCCUUCGCGGCUGCUGUCUUCCUUGGCUUCGCUGCUAUGCUGUAAAUUCAGUUGCCCCUUAUGGUGCCUCUAUUUUUCAGAUAUAUGGAGAGAUUUGUGAACACAAUGGAUGUCUGAUGUUGCGACUCCGUCCGAUAGCAUGUGAGAUGUGGAUAUCUCUUUUAUCUUCACGGCUGUCUCUAGUACAAGAGACAAAGCGCGCGGAAGAUGUUUCAUAGAUUCUCCAACGACAGACACUGUACAGACUUGG
This is a messenger RNA of Paecilomyces variotii, 820 nucleotides long. RefSeq lists its product as hypothetical. Lineage: Eukaryota; Fungi; Ascomycota; Eurotiomycetes; Eurotiales; Thermoascaceae. Bases 82 to 615 code for a protein of 177 amino acids. The transcript has 3 exons. The record is from RefSeq and is a predicted model, not a curated record.